UAUUUUAUUGAACCCAUUCGGUUAUCCGGUAUUUUUUUCUCAGAAAAAUAAAACGAUGACAUAAACCGUUACGUAAGUUUUUAAUUAACGAUUUCAUAUUAAUUUUCCUUAUUACUUUACAUUUCAAUAAUUAAAAAAUAAUUCUUUCAUUAAUAUAAUGUUAUAUUGUAGGAUCAUAUCAUUUUUGAAAUAGGUUUUGACAAUUAAAUCACUUGGAAGAGGAUAAAGGUUUUUCCUCACGAUUUGAUCAUCAUAAAUUCUGAUAUAGAUGAUUUUUCACUCUAAAAAAUUUAUAAUUCUAUAAUUAAACUGUUAGAGAUCUAUAGUUAGAUGGCACUUCUUGCAUUUCGAUAAUAGGAAAAAUCAUUUCUUGAAUAAGAAUCACCGGCAGAAAUUACCCAUUACCAUAAUUAUUCAGUCAUAAAAUCAACUAGGGUAAACAUAUAUUAAAUGCACACUUAACUCUUGACCUGCCCCUUCCAGGUACGAAUUUCUGCUAAAUUAUUGUGUACGUGGCAUUGAAGCUAUUCAAUGCCAAGAACAGUUAUCAAAAAAUUUUAGCUUUACGAGACCCUGCGUUACCUGACGUUAAGGGUAGGGACAUGACGGACCAUGGCAACGUAUGUAGGUACACUUACAGAUGAUGAACAGUAUAAAGAUAUAUGGAUGUAAACCUGAUAAAUUAUAGACGAUACAGAAUGUUAUUUCUUCCAAUAUCUUGGGCCACCCUUCUACGCAUAUUAAUUCACAACAUUAAAAUUAAAAUCUAAUAAUGUAUGUAGAGAAUGAGAAUAGAUGGGGAAUAUUCUGUAAUAUCAGUUACUAUUAAUGGUUAAGUUUGUGAAUGAGCCCCGCAGUACUUGCUUAUGGCAAGCAAACAUUUCCUCCGUCCUCCUAUCAUACGGACUCUACAUCCAUCACAGUGGUCCUCAUCAAUUGCCGCAGCGUUUUCACAGACAUUCUACCUGAGAUCCGGGUAGAAUCCCCUGAUGUGUCGGUGUGUGAUGUGCUGCCAACAAUAAUCUGCCAUCGUUGCUGCGCCAAACUAGACGACUCUUACGAGCUGUUCGAGAGAGCAUCUAAAGUUCAAGUAUUCUUGGAGAGCAUUUAUCACCCAAUAAGUGAAUUGCAAAUAAAAGAAGAUCCAGACUCACCGUAUCCAGAGAAGUUGGAGAAUCUGACAAAAUUAUCAAAAAAAGAUGGAAAAAGAAAAAAGGAUGUACCCUCCAAGCCCAGAAUCUCCGAAACUUUUCAAGGCUACCCCUGGACUUGCGUUCUCUGUAGUUCCGGAGUCCUGGACUCUUUUCCAGAUUUAUGUCAACACUAUACGAAUGUACACAAUCGUUCGCCCAUUUUCAAAUGCAUCCACUGUGCGAGACAGUACGAUAGAUAUCGAAGCUUUACGAAACAUUGUAUAUUGCACCAGAGCACCAAAAAGUUUCAAUGUGAACUCUGUCAAAAAACGUUUAAUCAAAAGUCGAUGCUAAAUACUCAUGCCCUUGUUCAUACUGAUGAUAGACCUUACGAGUGUAAAAUAUGCAAAAAAUCAUUUAAAAGUAAUUACGCAUUGGAAGUGCAUUCGAAGCUUCACCUGCCAAUAGAGAAAAGAUCGAAAUUCACCUGUGAACGCUGCAAUAGAAGAUUUACAACGAAAAGAGCCCUAGAGUGCCACGAAAAAAUGCACAACGGAGAAAGAAAUUUUAUGUGUGAUGUCUGUGGAAAAUCGUUCGUGUCUAAAGGAUCUCUGAUCACUCAUUUCGAUAGUCAUUCUAAGGAGAAAAAUUACGUGUGUAACAUUUGUGAUCGAGGCUUCAGAACUGAUAGACUUCUCAAUAAACAUUCUCUAUCUCAUACAUCAGUAACACCGUACCAAUGUGAAAUUUGCUACAAAUCAUUCAAAACGAAAGGCACUUUGACAGCUCAUAGAAGGAUUCACACGGGGGCGACGCCUUACAAGUGCGAUAUCUGUGAAAGAAGUUUCAGAUAUUUGGCAGUUUUAACAGUUCAUAAACGUCAACACACCGGAGAGAAACCUUACGCCUGUCUAAACUGCAACAAGAAUUUCACUAACUUAGCAAAUUACAAUAAACAUGUGAAAAGAAUGCACCAUCAUCUAUCAAUUCCCCAAAAUUCAAGGGAUGAAGCAUUAGAAACUGUAAUUGGAGAGCAUGAAUUAAUGGAUAUGAACAAUAUAUAAUCGAAUGCUCUAAUGAUGUGAACGUUAUUGGCAUUUGAUGAGGCAUAUUUUUCAACAAUGAUUCAUUAAAAUGUAAAGAGACGAGCUUUUUUUAUACUUUGAGUAAGAAAUGUUAUCAUAUAAUGAUAUUUACAAUGA
This is a messenger RNA of Diachasmimorpha longicaudata, 2335 nucleotides long. RefSeq names its product zinc finger protein 39-like. The record is from RefSeq and is a predicted model, not a curated record. Bases 845 to 2197 code for a protein of 450 amino acids. Gene Ontology annotation, cellular component: nucleus. Gene Ontology annotation, biological process: regulation of DNA-templated transcription. The transcript has 6 exons. Lineage: Eukaryota; Metazoa; Arthropoda; Insecta; Hymenoptera; Braconidae. Gene Ontology annotation, molecular function: DNA-binding transcription factor activity, RNA polymerase II-specific; zinc ion binding; RNA polymerase II cis-regulatory region sequence-specific DNA binding.